UUCGCUCCCCGCCGGGAGGUGCGGCCCGGGGAGGGGCCAGGAGCGGGAACGUGCCCGGUGCUGCCCAGCCUUUGUCUGCUGCCUCCGGAUGCACAGCGAUGGGGGAAUGGACCAUCCUGGAGAGGCUGCUGGAGGCCGCGGUGCAGCAGCACUCCACUAUGAUCGGGAGGAUCCUGUUGACCGUGGUGGUGAUCUUCCGGAUCCUCAUUGUGGCCAUUGUUGGGGAGACGGUGUAUGAUGAUGAGCAGACCAUGUUUGUGUGCAACACGCUGCAGCCCGGCUGUAACCAGGCCUGCUAUGACCGCGCCUUCCCCAUCUCUCACAUACGUUACUGGGUCUUCCAGAUCAUAAUGGUGUGCACUCCCAGUCUCUGCUUCAUCACCUACUCUGUGCACCAGUCCGCCAAGCAGCGAGAACGCCGAUACUCCACGGUCUUCCUAGCUCUGGACAGAGACGCCCCUGAGUCUAUGGGGGGUCCUGGAGGAACUGGGGGUGGUGGUAGUGGUGGAGGCAAAAGAGAAGAUAAGAAGUUGCAAAAUGCCAUUGUCAAUGGAGUGCUGCAGAACACAGAGAACACCAGCAAGGAGACAGAGCCAGAUUGUUUAGAAGUUAAGGAGCUGACUCCACACCCCUCGGGUCUGCGUACUGCAGCGAGGUCUAAACUCCGAAGACAGGAAGGCAUCUCCCGAUUCUACAUCAUCCAAGUGGUAUUCCGAAAUGCCCUGGAGAUUGGGUUUCUGGUCGGCCAAUACUUUCUCUAUGGCUUCAGUGUCCCGGGGUUGUAUGAGUGUAACCGAUACCCUUGCAUCAAAGAGGUGGAGUGCUAUGUGUCGCGGCCCACUGAGAAGACUGUCUUCCUGGUGUUCAUGUUUGCUGUGAGUGGCAUCUGUGUUGUGCUCAACCUGGCUGAACUCAACCACUUAGGGUGGCGCAAGAUCAAACUGGCUGUUCGAGGGGCCCAGGCCAAAAGGAAGUCAGUCUAUGAGAUCCGGAACAAGGACCUGCCACGUGUCAGUGUUCCCAAUUUUGGCAGGACUCAGUCCAGUGAUUCUGCCUAUGUGUGAAAAGGCAGGUUUCAGGAUGGCCUAUGGGGUGACAAGAAGCCCCGGGGCAAAUGGACUGCUCAAAUGUGGAUAAAUCAGCCCUCAUCCAUGCAAUUAAGAGGUAGGAUAAGGUUGGUUAAGAGAAGAUCUUGCAUCAGUAGAAGAAAAGAGAAAAGACCUUGCAUCAAUUAUACCACUGGCUUCACAGAAGCAGUUGUGUAGAGAGAUGAGAUGGACGAGUAGAACUUUUUCUUUGGGCUCCCCUUUUUUAUAGCCCAGAUUCUGCUAAUAGUGGACUUGCACAGCUACCAAGCAAGAUUUAGCUCUGCUGAGCUCUGUGUUCUGGUAAAUGGCAUGAGUCAAAUACUUCAUUGAUACAAAUUUUGUGACCUAUUUCAAAACAUCCCUUUAUCCUGGGCUGCAGGACUAAUAUCCUUGAGGAUCCUCCAUGUAUCUCCCCCAUCAGCAUGCUCCUUUUCCUCAAUGCAGGAUAGCAUGCCAGCUUUUUUCUGAACCUGGCCUUACAUUAGACCUAAUAUGGUUUAUCUGCAAGCUAGAGGGAAUUAUAUGGGGUGCUUUCUGGAGACUGGCCAUGGCAGAGGUUUGCACUAGAGCCCCAUCAGACUGGCUCUUAGUCAUUAUGAAAACCUUAGGAAUGUCUCAAUAUUUCCAGUUUUCUAACUCAAAUUACACUGGUGCUGUUUAUUAUGGGAGGGGAAGGGCGGGGGGAGGGAACUGCAAUAUUCAACUAUAAAACUUCUGUGAGAUGGUUGGUGCACUGUUAGGCAUGUGUUUAUGAGCUUUGGAGUAUUUCUGCCUUCCAGUUUGUGGACUUUGGACAUCAUUAAAUUUUCUUCUUUUUUUGUUAGUAAUUAAGGUGUUUACCCAAGCCACAGAAUUUCUAAUUGGUGUAUCUUACUCAUUUUCUUAUAUGGUUUUGUUGUGCAUCACAGCUGCACAUUUUGCCAUGAUUUGAAUUUACCUGUGUGCUCACACCAGAGACCUUAAAUCAGCCCAUGUCAACCCCAAUUUAUUGUUUUAUGAGUUAGUUCUGAAACACAUGUAUGCAUACACACAAAUUACUGAUUUAAAAACUUGGAACUAAACACCAUUGGCUAACACGUGUUUACGGAUGUUUGAGACAUAUACCAAAGGUUCAAAAACCUAUUGCUUUGGAUUGUGAAUAUGUUUCCUUCUCUUUGCUCUUAUUUAUUUAAGUGCCAUAUUAUUCCUUUAAUAUCCACUGUGUAUUUAGCUAACGCAUUGGCCAAGAGUAAUAUUUGGAUAAUGUGCUUUUAUGAAGCCCUCUGUUUCCUUUGAAUUACCAUUAUCAUUUUGAUUUACAUAUGGAUAUGGUGUAAUAUACAAUGGAUAAUUUAUUUAAAAUAAAGUUUUUGCCUUUUUUGUAAAAA
Molecule: messenger RNA, 2455 nt
Organism: Cavia porcellus (domestic guinea pig)
Lineage: Eukaryota; Metazoa; Chordata; Mammalia; Rodentia; Caviidae
Gene: Gjd2
Product: gap junction protein delta 2
Exons: 2
Coding region: 99-1064 (321 amino acids)
Biological process (GO): cell-cell signaling
Cellular component (GO): connexin complex
Molecular function (GO): gap junction channel activity
Source: RefSeq, a predicted model, not a curated record